CUCUAUGGCCCAUCAAUUCCCCACCAAAGCACAUUCAAUUCACCUCCAGAAGGGCAUAACAGCAAGUUCUAUGUCAUUACUGUGGGGCAACAAGUUGGACUUUUCUUUCACUGGAAUGAUGUCGCACAGCGGGUGAAUCGUGUCAGUGGUAAUAUCCACUACAAAUGUGAUAUGUUCCAGGAAGCCCUCGUGCAGUACACUCGCGCCUAUAAAAAUGGUGAGCUUUGUGCAAUUCCGAUGCCUGGUUCCCCAUUCUGGCCCACCAAAUCACAGACUAUGUCCUCGGAUGAAGAAGACAUUUGGUCUCAUAUUGAGGAUCUCUCAGAGCAGAUGAGCAAUGCGCAUAUUUGA
Messenger RNA from Suillus plorans, 351 nucleotides. RefSeq lists its product as uncharacterized. NCBI's taxonomy places the organism in Eukaryota, Fungi, Basidiomycota, Agaricomycetes, Boletales, Suillaceae. The transcript is spliced from 2 exons. The annotation marks the transcript as partial. The record is from RefSeq and is a predicted model, not a curated record.